Messenger RNA from Anguilla anguilla (European eel), 1066 nucleotides. RefSeq names its product immunoglobulin lambda-1 light chain-like. Lineage: Eukaryota; Metazoa; Chordata; Actinopteri; Anguilliformes; Anguillidae. The record is from RefSeq and is a predicted model, not a curated record. The coding region runs from base 119 to 838 and encodes 239 amino acids. The transcript is spliced from 4 exons.
CUCAAUCUACCUGACCAGCUCCUUAUAGCUGGAUCGCACAGCCUCUCCUCUCCUUACACUCCAACCUGCUCAUCUCUCAGCUGGACAGUAAGGGCCAUUCACACCACACACUGACAACAUGCUGGGAACACUCUGCACUCUCAUCACUGUGCUCUCAUGUGUUGGAGGUCAGACACUGUUGACACAGAAACCCUCAAUGCUGAGUUUAACUAAAGGACAGACAGCAACCAUGGACUGUAACAUUGGCCCAGAGGAUACAUAUAAUAUUUACUGGUACAAACAGGUUCCAGGCAGUGCUCCUCAGUUUCUGCUGUAUUUCUACCACUCUCACAAAUCUCCCACAUAUGGAGCUGGGUUCUCCUCCAGCCGCUUUACCUCCACAGCCCAGGGUAAAACAGAUUAUCAGUUAAUAAUUAGCAAUGUGGAGGCAGGAGACUCAGCAGUGUAUUACUGCCAGAAAUGGGUGAACUCUGUGAGCGAGAGAGUAUUCGGCCAAGGCACCAAGCUGAUUGUCGCUGACUCUUCUCUUGCUGCGCCUACCCUCUCUGUCCUGCCUCCAUCCAGCGAGGAGCUGAAGACAGAUAAAGCCACGCUGGUGUGCCUGGCGCAGAUGUCUGUUGGGUUCGCUGAUGUCAGCUGGACAUCGGGCGGGACACCAGUUACCGGCGGGGUUUUUACCAGCGCAGCCGAACAGAAACCCGACAAAACCUUCGGUUUGAGCAGCUUCUUAACCAUCAAGCCCUCCGAGUGGAUUACUGACCGCGUCUUUACCUGUAAAGUCUCUGUCGGGUCUAAAACCUCAGAGAAAAGUAUCAAAAAGUCUGACUGCAGCGAGUAAACUGGCUAUUUUGUGGGGUGCUCUCGAACUGUAUUAUUUCAUUUUGGUUUCUGCAAUAACAGCUUUAACAUGCGAUAGUGUACCUAACAUUUUGGGAUGGGCUACCAAAAAACUAAAAAUAUAAAGGCUAGUAUAUCCUGAAUAAGGAUGCUUUAAUGAUUACCAUUUAUACAUAGUGAGCUGUCAAAUGUCAAGAUUCUGUGCAUUUAAUAAAGAGCAUGAAAUUAA